Juglans microcarpa x Juglans regia is the source of this 794-nucleotide messenger RNA. RefSeq names its product HMG1/2-like protein. Bases 170 to 616 code for a protein of 148 amino acids. Lineage: Eukaryota; Viridiplantae; Streptophyta; Magnoliopsida; Fagales; Juglandaceae. The transcript has 8 exons. The record is from RefSeq and is a predicted model, not a curated record.
UCAUUUUAUUUUUUGGGGGGGCACGUCCUCUUUCCAAUCACCCUCCCCUUUCCCUUCUUAUCUCUCUCACGCACGCACCUCACCAACAAAGCAAAAGCGUCUCUCUUUUAUUCUUUCUGCGCCUCCUUGCUUAUCUUCUCCUUCGAAAACCCUUCCCUAAGAAAUCGUCAUGAAAGGUGGCAAGUCUAAGGCUGACACCAGAAAAACCGACAGCAGGCUGAAGAGUAAAGAUGCUGGAGUUGGCAAGAGACAAUCGAAGAAAGCUGCAAAGGAUCCAAACAAGCCGAAGAGGCCUGCGAGUGCCUUCUUCGUUUUCAUGGAGGAGUUUCGGAAGAUAUACGCAAAAGAGCAUCCCAACAACAAGGCCGUUUCCGCGGUCGGUAAGGCGGGAGGAGAAAAAUGGAAAUCGAUGUCUGAAUCCGAGAAAGCUCCCUUUGUAGCCAAGGCAGAGAAGAGGAAAACGGAGUACAACAAGAACAUGCAGGCUUACAAUAAGAAACUGGCGGGAGGAGGAAACGGAGCGGAUGAUGAAGAGUCCGACAAGUCCAAGUCCGAAGUGAACGAUGAGGAAGAAGAGGACGAAAGCGGCGAGGAGGAAGAUGAGGAUGAAGAGUAGAGAAAAGCGCGGGCAGUUUGUCCAUGAUAAAAUAGCUGCUUUUUAUUUUUUGAAAUUUCACGUAGAAGUAGAGUAGAUAGAGAGAAGAAGGGAUUAGUUUCAGGAUCUUGCUGAAUCCCAUAUGGUUCUGUACCUAAUCUUUUCGUUCAAAUGAUGUAGUUUGAAAUUUGCCCAAGUA